AGAAGAGAACGGAGCCGGCCUCGGCAGUCACGUCGCCGCCAUUGCAUUGAUUCGGUGAUCUGCCAGGCAUACCAUCCUUACCUACGUCAUGGCUGUCGUGAACAUGAAGAUAGUCUUCGUCCUGGGGAUCCUGUUUGGCGCAGGCCGGUUGCUGGUUGACAAGCUGUCGCGUCUCGCCUUCCCUUUCUGCGACCACCCGACCAAGUGCUUCGACUACGCGGAGGAGCUGGCCGCCAGCGUGGACCCCAGAGUCGACCCGUGCGACAGCCUGUACGACCACGUCUGCGGCAAAUGGGACAGGCAACACCCAUCUAUUGAACCGGGACUCUCGAACCAAAUCGCUUUGCUCCAACAUCGCGUGCAGUCGUUCGUGCUGGGCGAGCUGGAGCGUUCGCCGCCUGAGCACCCCGUGCUGUCAGUGCGAAGGAGCCUGACCGCGCUCCAGAGCUGCCAGAAAGUUUACUCCGAGAGCAGAGAGGACACAAAGGUUCUGUUCGACGUAUUCAAGAAGUUCAACUUCCAGUGGCCUUCCUUGGCACUUCCCAGCGACUUUGACCUGAUGGAUUACCUACUGGGCAUGUCGCUCGAGUACAACCUCGCGACGCCCGCAUUGCUUAGCCUCACACCGGACCUAACGACCGACAAGCGGUAUGGCCUGCGUUUGGAUAUCGAUGUGAAUAUCGAGAACGAUACUGUCGACACAGAAGUCAUAGCCAGAUGCAUCUCAUUGGUUGCGCCACCUGCGACAAGCGAUAAAGCUUCGAAAUUUGCCAAGCUAAUCCGCUCCGUUUUCUUGGACUUGUUGACUGCCGUGAACGCCAUGUCUGUCCAUGAACGGAUGACGCUCGUCUACACUACCAUCGAGAAGCUAGCGAACAAUACUGCCGGGCACAGCACGGGAGAAACCUGGCUCAAGGCGAUCAACAAACGCCUACCCCGUGAUCCGUCUUUCGGCAUGAGCGAAGACGUGCUGACAUUUAACAACAGCGGCCUGCUUCUCAAAACGAUCCUCGACAACGCGAAGCGGUCCAGCUACGCUGAUCUCGUGCUCUUCGCAGGCUGGAAUAUUGUCGCCAGUCUGCGUGCUGCCUUGUCAUCUUCGCUGUUGUACUGCAUGGAAGAAGGGGAUUCGGAGGCCCAGCUGGCCUCCAUGGCUAAAUGCUUGGACUACACGAACCAGGUUGCGCCGUUCGCCAUCGGUCGGUUCGUCAUCGACAGCCUGGAGCUACACCGUAGCAUCAAUUACACGAAUAACACAUGGAACGCCUUGAAGAAGGCCACGCGAGAAAACUUCGCCGAUCUCUCGUGGAUGGAUCAAUCAACAGCCGAAGGCGCAGUCGAGCACGUCGACAGCCUUGUCACAGUGAUUCCUCUUCCAGAACAUCUCCGAACCAACGAGGCACUCGAUGCGUACUACGGUUACCUGGAUCCGGAUGUCUCGCAGCCGUUCAUUCAGUGGCUGUUCAAAACAAAGCACCGACGUCUUGAUGAGCAGAAGCGCCUUCUGGACAAAUCCACAGUGACAAUUUAUCGCGAUGACAUUCCAUACCAGGCAUACGUGGUGAACGCGUAUUACGUGCCUGUAAUGCACAUCAUGGCCAUCCUGCCGGCGAUCAUGAACGCCCCGUUCGUGCCACAGGCGGUGCCAGCGGCCGUUCACUACGGCGCCAUAGGAAAAGUACUGGGACACGAACUGACGCACGCCUUCGACCCACUGUUUAGCAACCUCACAAGGACCGGCGACACCGCCACGUGGUGGUCGAAUGAGUCCUUUCCCAAUUUCAGCAGCCGCCUCGAGUGCGUCAGAAAACAGCUACAGGGCUUCACUGACGACGAGGUGCACAGCAAGAACGCACUCUCAGAAACGUUCGCCGACACAGGGGGAAUCGAGAAGGCCCGGCUAGCCUUCUCCUCUCUGCCGGUGGAAGAGGGCAUCCUGGGAUACACCCAGGAACAGCUGUUCUAUAUCGCCGGCUGUUUCGAGUUUUGCGCGGUGGGCGGUUACCAUUGGAGCAAAAAGUCGCGGUACCCGGCCGAAGUGCUGCGGUGCAAUCUACCCGCCCGAAAUGAGGAGCGGUAUGGGGCCGCGUUCAGCUGUCCUAAAGGUUCUCCGAUGAACCCUGCCGACCGGUGCACAUUCCAUUGAUUGGAACAAAAAACAAUAAACCAUACAACUGA
Dermacentor albipictus is the source of this 2178-nucleotide messenger RNA. NCBI's taxonomy places the organism in Eukaryota, Metazoa, Arthropoda, Arachnida, Ixodida, Ixodidae. The record is from RefSeq and is a predicted model, not a curated record.